CGGCGGCUGCACAAAGAAGCUUUUUUCUCACGAAGAUGGAGGGCAAGAAUCCGAAGACCAGGAAGGACAUAGAAGAGAAAUAUGUUUUGGGGGCACUGAUCGAGCACUCUUUCAACUUUUUCUUCGUGGUGAUACUUUGCUGCUACAUCUUUCUUAUUUGGGGGGCCCUAAAGUACUACAAACUGUUAUAUGCCGUGGCAGCGAUCGCUUUCAUGUCGCCAUACUUUAUAAUGAUGCUACAGGUGUUGCCAUUUCUCAAAGGUUUCUACAUCGAGAAAUAUGCCACGGCUGCCCGUGAUGUUGGUCUCACCAACAAUGUGGCGAAUUACCUUAGCAAUUCUGAGGUCAACAAGUAUGUUGGCACGAUGCCAUAGUUAAGCUAUAUUAGUUAUCUUAGAGCCGGUGUGUGAAGUUAACUCAUAAAUGUAUUUGUAGUUUGUCGAUGCUACUUUGAAUGUUUUAAGUUUGAUAUUCCGCCAGUUUUAGUACUGCCUCUGCUCCGAAUUGUUUCGAAUUAUAAGUUAUAACAUAUUUCCAUAUGAACUAAA
Molecule: messenger RNA, 548 nt
Organism: Hordeum vulgare subsp. vulgare (domesticated barley)
Lineage: Eukaryota; Viridiplantae; Streptophyta; Magnoliopsida; Poales; Poaceae
Exons: 2
Coding region: 36-374 (112 amino acids)
Source: RefSeq, a predicted model, not a curated record